UUGGCAGGUUUAUGUGAAAAGACUGAAGGUCAUGAGACAUUCCUCCUCUCAGCAGCGGCAGUUGCUAACAUUACUUUUAUUGAUUCAUCUGCUUGUGGCCUGCUGCAGGAGAUGAAGGCGCCACAGUUACUUGUGAAAACAUGUAUGUGUAGGAAAGCCAGAUCACUUUUUGCCAAGGACCAGGUA
This is a messenger RNA of Lymnaea stagnalis (great pond snail), 186 nucleotides long. The record is from the annotation of a GenBank genome assembly. Lineage: Eukaryota; Metazoa; Mollusca; Gastropoda; Lymnaeidae.